CAGCGAGGUUACCAUCUUGUUCACCGUCGGCCCCUGGUGAAUUCUUUACCACUGUCGCAAGUCGACUUCUCGUUUCCCAAACCUUCCCCCUACUCUAGCUAUCCUCGCAAACCCCCCAACAACCAUGAUUUGCUCCAGCUGCCGCCGCUCCCUGUUACAGGCAAGCAUUCGAACUUCGCAGACAGCAGCAACAGUUGCAAAAUCCUCCGCGACAUCAUGCUCUUCAACACCAUUCACCUCCCGCCGAGUUCCCUUCCCUCUCUUCCAACCUCUCUCUCAUCUUCGCUCCGUAUCAACCGUCCCCUCAACUCCCAACGCAGCUCCAUCAACACCACCACCUAGCACAUCGACCUCAACUUCAACCGCAAACCCAACCCAAUCCUCCUCGCACCCAGCCGCAUCCCAACCCCUAUCUACACCCCAGACCAAACCUCCUACUACAAUCAAACCACGAAAACUCCAAUCCUCCGUCCCCGGCGGCGCCGAACUCAAAGGUCUCGGCUACACAAAAGCCCAACCCGUCAUCAAAGCAAUGGAAGAUGAUGAAUAUCCUGAUUGGUUGUGGGGACUUUUGGAACAAGGAAAUAAAGCUCCGGGAGAGACAAAGGUUGAUCUUUCUGCAAUGACGAAAAAACAACGCGCACGAUGGGACAAAGCACAAGAAAAAAUCCGAGCCAAAAUGCCGGUGAAAAUCCCUCUUCAUGAACAAAGCAUGGAUUUGACUCAACCUGGUGAUGAUGCUAUUACUAGUUUGAAGAGAAGACAGGAAAUUACAAAGAGUAAGAGGGUUGCGAAUAGGAAGGAUAUUAGGGAGAGUAAUUUCUUGAAGACGAUGUAAUACGAGGUACUUGGUAGUUAGUUGAUGGGGGAGUUGUCUUGGAGGAUGGGAAGUGUAUGAUAACAGCAGUUUUCGAGGUGUGGUGCAGUGCUGUUGUUGAGUGAUUGUUUGUUGGGAUUGUAUCGACCUGGUGAAUCAGGUUAGGUUGUUUGAGGGUGGUGAGGACUAUCCACUGUAUAGACUGUAACCCAGAGCCGCCCCUAUCCCGCUUAAGAGUUGGCGGUUUGAGAGAAAGAUGUUUGUAUAACAAAGAAUUGUAUAAAGAG
Molecule: messenger RNA, 1104 nt
Organism: Exophiala mesophila
Lineage: Eukaryota; Fungi; Ascomycota; Eurotiomycetes; Chaetothyriales; Herpotrichiellaceae
Exons: 2
Coding region: 125-838 (237 amino acids)
Cellular component (GO): mitochondrial large ribosomal subunit
Molecular function (GO): structural constituent of ribosome
Source: RefSeq, a predicted model, not a curated record